AUGCUGCUACGUUGGCGCUGGUCUGCUCGCGUCGGCACCCUCCACGGGAAGUCUGCGUCGUCACGACAACUGUCUUCGGCCACCACAGGCUUCUUUCAGGACCCCCCUCAGCUCGGGAACCAGUACGAUGACGACAGAGCACUGGUGUCAUUGGUCCGGCGGUUAAUCCCUCAACACGUCCGUGACGUGAUGCACGCCGACGCGGAACUACAUCGUUUUGGAGCGCGAGUUGUCGCACCUGACAUACUGGAAGCCUGCAAUGACGCAGAAACAAACAUUCCAGAACAUGUUGCCACGGAUGCAUGGGGCCGUCGUGUUGACCGUCUAGUGAUGGCACAAGGUUGGAAAACUAUGAAGAGAAUUGCAGCUGAAGAAGGACUCAUUGCCCUUGCUUACGAUCGAUCGCACGGCGAAUAUGCGCGAGUGUUUCAAUUUGCAAAGCUCUACCUCUUCGCUCCAUCCAGUGCCGUGUUCACGUGUCCGUUGGCGAUGGCAGACGGAGCAGCUCGACUCAUCCAAGGAUUGCCAACGAAGUCUCGGACACUUGAGCAUGCUUAUAAGCGAUUGCUUUCCCGCGACCCAUCCCAUGCUUGGACGUCCGGCCAGUGGAUGACCGAGCGAACAGGGGGGAGCGACGUGUCUCGUAUAGAAACCAUUGCAAUUCCUCAUCAAGACAGCGGUCGAUAUCGAUUGCAUGGAUUCAAGUGGUUCUCCAGCGCCACCGACUCCGAGAUGGCUCUCCUCCUUGCUCGCAUCCCAGAUUCUCCGAAACUGUCCCUCUUCUUUGCCCGCAUCCACCAGGACUCGGCGAAAUCCCAACUCAACGGAAUUCGUAUUCAACGCCUGAAACCCAAGCUUGGUACCCGCGCAUUGCCGACGGCCGAGCUUGAGCUAUACGGCAUGGAUGCGGAACUCAUUGGAACGCCAGGGCGUGGAGUGGCCACCAUCGCCACCAUGCUCAACAUCACGCGGGUCCACACGGCAGUCAACGCUGUGUCGUUCUUCCGUCGCGCUCUUGCCAUCGCCGAUUCGUAUGCGACCAAGCGAGCGGCCUUCGGACGUCAGCUGGCCGACCUUCCUUUGCACAAAAAGACGCUGUGGGACCUUCACACGUCAUAUCGCCUUUGUUUACAUCUUGUAUUUCACACGGUGGCCAUCUUGGGCCGACAUGAAGCCAUGAACUGUGGGGGUGACACUAGUGCGGAUGAGUCGGCAGCGUCGUUGCUGCGGGUUCUAACACCGCUAGUGAAGGCGUGGUGUUCAAAAGCGAGCUUGUCUGGCAUCGGGGAAUGCCUCGAAGCCUUGGGCGGCGCAGGGUACAUGGAAGACGUCGGGCUUGCCCGACUGCUGCGAGAUUGCCAAGCCCAGACGAUCUGGGAAGGCACGACCAACGUUUUGGCGCUCGACUUGCGCAAGUUGCUCACCAGUAACGACGCAAAGUACCGGUUCGCUUGGAAAGCAUUCGUCGAGAGCCAGCUGGAGGUCGUACCGCCAUCCAAGUCCAAGACGGCCGUUCAAAAACGAGUCCACGCCUUGCUCGACGAUCGACUGCGGCAAGGAGCGAUGUAUGACGAAUUCUUUGCGCGUCAGGUCCUGGUGGACAUGGCGGAAACCACGGCGUCUGUGCUCGUGCUAUCGCAUGCCAGUACGACGGGGGACGCUCUGGACUGGCAAUUCGCAGAGCACGCGGCCUUGGGAGUGUACCCAGCCAACAUCAUUCAUGGAGAGAAAGAUGUCGUGGUGACUUAA
Aphanomyces invadans is the source of this 1749-nucleotide messenger RNA. RefSeq lists its product as hypothetical. Lineage: Eukaryota; Oomycota; Saprolegniomycetes; Saprolegniales; Verrucalvaceae. The record is from RefSeq and is a predicted model, not a curated record. Bases 1 to 1749 code for a protein of 582 amino acids. Gene Ontology annotation, molecular function: acyl-CoA dehydrogenase activity. The transcript has a single exon.